Molecule: messenger RNA, 992 nt
Organism: Racocetra persica
Lineage: Eukaryota; Fungi; Glomeromycota; Glomeromycetes; Diversisporales; Gigasporaceae
Source: the annotation of a GenBank genome assembly
CUAAGCCAUUGAAUAAUCUUUAUAUAAUUGCAGAUUGUUUAUUUUCUGUCGCCACCAAACUCUUUCCUAAAAUUGUAUUUUUCUUGGACCCAAACUAUCUUAUCGUUCAAACUGGCACUGAAGACGAUAUUGUAAUGGAAGGACAACCUGAAAUAAUUCUCCAGUGCCACAAGGAAAGCAGGAUUAUUUGGUUUCCAGAUUUGAUUGACAGCUCUAUGCGGUCAUCUGUAUUGUCGAUUGAUAAAUCCAAAGAAAUAGAUAAUAGAUAUUCUCCUUUAAAUGAUAACCUGUUUCUUGAAAGAUUUGUUAUUCGAGAUUCAAAAGGUUUUUUAACACAUUUGGAACGCGAGUUACGCCCGAUACCAAAAUUUUAUGCAUUAAUGACACCAAUAAAUAUAAGUGAUGGAACUGUUAUCACUAAAGAUGCCAACACAAUUAUUGAUAUAGAAACAAGCAAUUCUUUUAUGCAAGACGAAGAAGUUAAGAAACCUACGGAAAAUCAUGAACCAACUCGUAGGACGACAAGGAAGAAAACAGUAUCGAACGGAGAAACUAAGACAAGAAAAAGAAUAAAGACAAAUUCUAAUGUUGAAGACGAAAUAACCACGCCGAUUUUGGGAUAUGAAAAUAAAAGCAAUAAAAAACACGGUGUUGACAUCAUGGAAACUGGAACAAGGAGUCGAACAAGAGCCGUAUCAACUAAAAAGCAGACUACAACCACUAACAAGAAGGUCACGCAAAAAGUCGUUUGUGAUCUUACCUCUUCAUUAUUUACUUCAAAUUUGUCAUCUUUGUCAUCAAGUUGCGAAUCUCUUUGUGAGGACCUUAACUCUCUUGACCCUGAGUCUCUUAUGGGCACUUCUUCCAAAGAAUCUUCUACGUCAUUGCCUCCGACACCGAUUAAAGCAGGUAGCUUGAGUAUGAUAUUAAAUUUUGAUAAUAUUUCACUUAAGCCGGCGCAAGCGGCUUCAAUGCCUAUUUCUUUGCCUUAA